Molecule: messenger RNA, 2051 nt
Organism: Rhodamnia argentea
Lineage: Eukaryota; Viridiplantae; Streptophyta; Magnoliopsida; Myrtales; Myrtaceae
Product: enolase 1, chloroplastic
Biological process (GO): glycolytic process
Cellular component (GO): phosphopyruvate hydratase complex
Molecular function (GO): magnesium ion binding; phosphopyruvate hydratase activity
Source: RefSeq, a predicted model, not a curated record
AAAGAAAAACGCCUGCUGCUCUCCAAACUUUGGAGUCUCUCUCAACGUCUGUCCCAACCACCCCGGAAGAAGCCAGCUUUCUUGCACGAAACUUUGCUUUCAUCGCCCCCUUCAGCGGACUUUCCCACUCUUUCCCUCCUCUAUAAACACACGCCCACUCUCUCUCUUUUGACCCAUCACCAGCUUCACUCCCUCUCUCUCUCUCUCUCUCUCUAGAACCCAGCAAUGGCCUCGGCCCUGGCUUCCCACGCCACCGCCGCGAAUACCCUCUUGGAGAGACCCUUCAUUUCCUCGAGGCCGCUCCAAAGUUCACAGCUUUCCGCCUCCGCCAUCCCGAGGGCCAGAUCCUUGAAGGCCCUCCGGGUGAAGUGCUCCGUCGCCGCGGCGGCCGCGGCGGCGCCGGCGAAGGCGGCGAAGGAGGGCAGGGUGAAGUCGGUGAGGGCGAGGCAGAUCGUCGACAGCAGGGGUAACCCGACGGUGGAGGUUGACCUCAUCACGGACGAUCUGUACCGAUCCGCCGUGCCCAGCGGGGCCUCCACUGGGAUUUACGAGGCGUUGGAGCUGAGAGAUGGGGACAAGAGCGCGUACGGGGGUAAAGGCGUGCUCAAUGCCGUCAGGAACAUUAACGAGGUUCUUGGUCCUAAGCUCGUUGGAGUUGAUGUCAGGAAUCAAGCUGAUGUAGAUACUAUUAUGCUAGACAUUGACGGAACUCCGAACAAGUCGACCUUGGGGGCCAACGCUAUAUUGGGAGUGUCUCUUAGCAUGUGCAGAGCAGGUGCAGGAGCAAAAGGAGUGCCCCUAUACAAGCAUAUCCAGGACAUCUCCGGAACAAAGGAACUUGUCAUGCCGGUACCAGCAUUUAAUGUGAUAAAUGGAGGCAGUCAUGCGGGGAAUAAUCUCGCUAUGCAAGAAUUUAUGAUCUUACCUGUGGGUGCAACCUCAUUUGCUGAGGCACUACGCAUGGGUAGUGAAGUGUAUCAUAUUCUAAAAGGGAUCAUUAAGGCCAAAUAUGGACAGGAUGCAUGUAAUGUUGGAGAUGAAGGUGGAUUUGCUCCCAAUGUUCAGGAUAAUAGGGAGGGACUUGUUCUGCUCAUGGAUGCGAUUGAGAAGGCCGGGUACACAGGAAAGAUCAAGAUAGGGAUGGAUGUUGCGGCUUCCGAGUUCUUCUUGAAGGAUGGGAGAUAUGACCUAAAUUUCAAGAAACAGCCAAAUGACGGGGCUCACGUGGUCUCUGCGCCGAGCCUUUGUGAUCUCUACAAGGAUUUUGUCAAAGAUUUCCCUAUUGUCUCCAUUGAAGAUCCAUUUGACCAAGACGACUGGAGCUCAUGGGCAUCUCUUCAGUCCUCAGUUGAUAUUCAACUUGUGGGAGAUGACUUGUUGGUUACUAAUCCAAAGAGAAUAGCUGAAGCCAUUGGCAAGAAGGCUUGCAAUGCUUUACUUUUGAAGGUAAACCAAAUCGGCACAGUGACUGAAUCCAUUCAAGCCGCGCUCGACUCAAAAGCUGCUGGUUGGGGGAUAAUGGUCAGCCAUCGCAGUGGUGAAACCGAGGACAACUUCAUUGCUGAUCUUUCCGUGGGUUUGGCUACUGGACAGAUCAAGACCGGAGCUCCUUGCAGAAGCGAGCGGUUGGCAAAGUAUAACCAGCUCCUACGCAUUGAAGAGGAACUUGGCAACGUUCGUUAUGCAGGCGAAGCUUUCAGAUCACCCUAGAGACAAGCUUGUAUUCUACCUUUCAUACUCGUAAUAACGCGGCACGGUGCCAAAAUUUGCAGUCAUCAGAAAUUGACGAGGUCCGGGCAAGAGUUACGUUGCAGCUACAUUUCGAGAAGUUUUGGCAGAUUAUCAGCAUGCUUGUGAUCAAGAGCUCAUACUCAGUGGAGGCAACUGACGUUGAGCUUCUGUUUGAAUAAUUUUGUCCUUGGACAAACCUCGUGGUUUUGUAUUUGGUUUUUAUAUGAAAUUGAAGUGGCCAUCAGCUGGUUCCAAACAUGAAAUAUACUAACUGUAGCAAUAGUUGAAUGCCCGUUUCUUGAGCUAAAGGCGUUAUUCUA